CCCUCACGGGCCAGUGGCUUCCUGCACAAAAUCGGCUCCAACUCCUUCACUGUCACUCCUCGGGGUCUCCGCCGGGACAGUGGUGCCCCGCUCACAAAUGGCCCCUUGGAGCACAGUGCCAGCCCUGGGGGUAGGAGCCUGCAGGACAAGGCACCUCCAGUGCCAUCGCCAAGCGUUUCUGUUGCCAGAGCCAACACCCAGCCAAAACCGGAGAGAAGAGAAGAGAUCCAGCCACCCCAACCCAGUGCCACCCCUAGCUCAGGCCAGCCGCUUUCGGCAUCUGCUCUCAGGAAUGGGGGCUCCUUCGAGAUCCGCCCAGCCCCCAAGCCGGACCUGGCCACCAUCCCAGCUAAUGAUCUCCAAGCGCAAGCCCUGGCCAAUCUGCGCCUAACCUCACGGAACUCCUUCCUCUUUGUCCCCCGCUGUGGUGGAGGACAGUGUCUGACAGAACCUGCAGGGACUGUCACACCCCUGAAGCCUGAGUGUGAGCAGCAGGAGGAGCCCAUCACCCCCCCACAGGUCUCUCAAGAUCUUUUGGUGCCUGUGACUUAUAUUGAUGAUGACAUUGUGGAGCUGGAUCCUGGGGGCCUACCUCAAGAGAUGGGCCCUGCUGUGGGACUGAAGGACUCAGAGCAGCCCCAAGAAGCUACCUCAGCACUGGGAACAGAGGCUACUGCUAUACCUCUGUACAAACCCCACCCUGUCUCCUCUUCCCUCCAGCAGAGAGGAGGCAAUACCUUUACUAUAGUGCCCAAAAGGAAGCCACACAACACUGGGACGGAGGUUGACAGUAGAACCAGCGGAGCUCAGCAACCAGAAGAACAAGAUGAGGAAAGCGGCAGCAAGGGCAAAACCUUGGGGAGCCCUGGUGCACUCCUCCUGGACCUCGGGCCACUGCUUAAAAAGCGCUAUCCCACUGUGCAUGAGAUUGAGGUGAUCGGUGGUUACCUGUCUCUGGAGAAGUCCUGCAUGAGCAAGACAGACUCUCGCCGCAAAAAGAUGAAGAUCUCUUUCAACGAGACAAGCCUGCAGACCAUGUUUGAGUACCCCUCCGAGAGCUCGCUGGUGGAGGAGGGGGAGGAAGAGUCUGUCUCAGAAGGGGAGGAAGACGAUGAUGAGGACAAGCCCUUUUCCCUGUACAUUCCACGCCCAACCAGCACCAUGGUCGCUAACGUGCCCAGCUCAGGUUUCUCCAGCUACACUCCCAAGCACUCCGUGGAGUUCAGCAAGUGGCAGGAGCAGGAGUACGAGAAGCCUGCCACCACCGCCAGGCCGCUCCUGAAAGAGGCCAAUCCUCCAGGGAGCCAGGUCAUGCUCACUCCGGCCGAGCAGAGUGGCCUCUCCGACUUCAGCAGCGAGCCUGCCCUGUACUUCUGACUCCUGGGCCAUGCACCUGCAGCACUCCCUCCGAGCUGGGAACCUGGCAGCUUUCCCCGUGUCCUUGGCUGCGCUUUGUGGGCGGGAGGCUUUCUGAAGCCCCACAAGGAGCUGGUGGCACUCCAGCCUGGCACGGGCCCUGCUGCCUGAGGGGGACAGCAUGCCACUGGGCACUUCCGAGAAUAUUUGCACUGGAUUCUGGGACACCUGCAGCUGCUGGGUUCUGCCUGUGGCCUUACACGCUCCUCCUUUGGGAGUAGCUGCCAAUAGACUUCUGGGAGUGACUGAGAGCACCUUGUGAGCCCCAUGCUGGACGGAGACCCUAGGACUGUCUGCUGGGCUCCGCCCACCCGCAGGUGUGACCUCAACAGGCACCUGCGGCUCUGAGCUGCCGCUGGAGCCAGCGCUCGAACGGCUGGAGAGCUCUGCUUGCGGAGGAGGCUCAGGUUGGCAGUCUCAGCUGUGUGAGCGCUGAGGGCUCUCCGGGGGUUUGCCAGGGUGUGGGCACUCAGGGAGGGUGGUAGGAAGGGGAGACUGCUCUCUGCUCAGAUGGGAAUGAUAAUUAGAAUGGGAGCGUCCCCAGCCUCCAAUGUGGCUUUGCUCCCUAUGAGUGGCUGGACCCGCAUGAGGCGACACUUGGCCCCUUGCAUUCCGAAGCACUGGCGGGAGCUUCCCUAGCGCAGCUGUUGGUGUCAGGCUCUAAGCACCGUCACUCCUGCCAGGGUUUGCCUGCUCUCCACACGGCUGUGGCUGGCUUCUGAACCUGCUCCCAUUUGCUGGGCCUCAGACAUGUCCAGCCCCUGCACUCCCGGCCCCGGCGCACACCUCAGUGUGGAGAGCUCGCCUGCUGAGUCAGCCAGUGCUGCCAGGCCUGCACCUGGCCCUUCCCGCCCCUCUGCUCCAGGCUCUCCCCUUCCUUCCACAAGGAAUAGGUGGUUCUCUGGCUUUUUAGAAUUCCCCUUCGCUAAUGGUCAAUGCAAGCCAAUAUACAGUCAGUCUGCUAGGCUGCCACUGCUUGUGGGCACAUCGCUAGUACUGUAGACUCAGGGUCAGAAUAGCAUGUUCUGGGAAAGACCAAUGUUAGUGAACUGAACGUUGCUGCUAAUGUGACUUUACUCCUGGGCCAAAAGGAAGGAUGACCAGCCCAGGGCUGGCCUCUGAGGCACUGUGGAUGGGAGGACAGUAUCUGAGCCUGCCACCUUCUCCAAAGGACCGAGCUCCUGUCUUUCUGAUUUAAAUCAACCGAUGCAUUCAGUUUGCUUCUCCAAUAGAGCGCAAUCAAGCUGUCUGUGAUUGUGGCUGAAUUGGAAAUGUCUCUUGCACUUG
This is a messenger RNA of Pelodiscus sinensis (Chinese soft-shelled turtle), 2703 nucleotides long. RefSeq names its product taperin (gene TPRN). Gene Ontology annotation, molecular function: phosphatase binding. The record is from RefSeq and is a predicted model, not a curated record. Lineage: Eukaryota; Metazoa; Chordata; Testudines; Trionychidae.